Messenger RNA from Arachis ipaensis, 3584 nucleotides. RefSeq lists its product as uncharacterized. The record is from RefSeq and is a predicted model, not a curated record. Gene Ontology annotation, molecular function: receptor serine/threonine kinase binding; ATP binding; protein kinase activity. NCBI's taxonomy places the organism in Eukaryota, Viridiplantae, Streptophyta, Magnoliopsida, Fabales, Fabaceae. Gene Ontology annotation, biological process: protein phosphorylation.
UAGUCACCAAAGAGUCCAAAUCAAUGGUCCAAGGGUUCACAAGAAAAUAAUUGGCAUAAACUACAGUAUAGUAAAAGUUAAAACUCUGAUUUUGAAAGCUACUGAUGAAGAACUGUGUUUCUAAACCAGGAAGAAAAGUCAUUAGUGUUCAUACAAUAAAUCCUCUUCACUCAGUAACACAAAGUGUGAAAACCAUAAACAAAUAAUACAAUAUGCAAAUUCUCUAUCUUCUCUCUUUCUUCCUCUUCUUCCUCACAUAUGCAGCAUCUCAGUCUUUGUAUGAACAAGAACAUGCAGUGUUGUUAAAGAUAAAGCAAUACUUUCAAAAUCCACCAAUCCUCAGUGACUGGACCUCAAACACUUCACACUGCCAAUGGCCAGAGAUAACUUGCACCAAUGGUUCUGUCACUUCACUAUCCAUGAUCAACUUCAACAUAACUCAAACACUUCCACCUUUCAUGUGUUCACUAAAAAGCCUCAAACACAUUGAUUUUCAGUUUAACUAUAUCCCUGGUGAGUUCCCAAGGUUCCUCUAUGGAUGCUCCAAUCUUGAGUACCUUGAUCUCUCAGGGAACUACCUUGUUGGUGAGAUUCCUCAUGACAUAGACAGGUUGGCAAGGUUGAAGUUUCUUAACCUUGGGGCCAACAAUUUCUCUGGGGACAUUCCAGGUAGCAUUGGGAAUCUCAAAGAGCUGAGGAAUCUUCAACUUCAUAUGUGUCUCUUCAAUGGUACUUUCCCUGAUGAAAUUGGCAACUUGUCAAACCUUGAAACCUUGUAUAUGUUCACAAACAUCAUGCUCCCUCAAACAAAGUUGCCAUCAAGCUUGACCAAGUUGAAGAAUCUGAAAGUCUUUAGGAUGAAUGAUGCCAACUUGGUUGGUGAAAUCCCUGAAUCCAUUGGAGAAAUGGUGAAUUUGGUGGAGUUGGAUUUAGCACAAAACAAUCUGAGAGGAGAAAUUCCAAGUGAUUUGUUCAAGCUGAAGAAUCUGAGCUUGCUUUAUCUUUUCAAAAACCAGCUUUCUGGAGUGAUACCUGGAGUUGUUGAAGCAUUCAACUUGACAAUGUUGGAAAUUUCAGAAAACAAUCUCACUGGGACAAUACCGAAUGAUUUCGGAAAGCUCAAAAGUUUGACUCAGUUGUGCUUGCAAAUGAAUCAAUUAUCUGGUGAUGUACCAGAAAGCAUUGGUACUUUGCCAUCUUUGACAGAUUUCAUCGUUUUCCAAAACAACUUAUCAGGUAAUCUUCCUAAAGACUUCGGCCGCUUCUCGAAUCUUGAAACUUUCCAGGUUGCAUCUAAUAGUUUUACAGGAAGGCUUCCAGAGAAUUUGUGCUAUAAUGGAAUGUUAGUUGGUUUAACUGCUUAUGACAAUAACCUGAGUGGUGAGUUGCCAGAAUCUCUAGGAAAUUGCAAUACCCUGCAAUAUCUGAGAGUUGACAAGAACAACCUUUCUGGCAACAUUCCUAGUGGCCUGUGGACUUCCAGGAACUUGUCGACGUUUAUGAUAAACGAAAACAAGUUCACUGGUCAGCUUCCUGAAAGAUUUCCUAACAAUCUUUCAACAUUGGCCUUAAGUUAUAAUCAGUUUUUUGGAAGAAUCCCAGAUAGAGUGUCUUCGUUGAAGAAUUUAGUUGUGUUCAAUGCAAGUAACAACUUCUUCAAUGGAAGUAUUCCAAAGGGGCUAACAGAGCUUCCACAAAUAACAACUCUUUUGCUCGAUCGGAACCAGCUCAUAGGGCCACUUCCAUCAGAUAUAGUUUCAUGGAAGUACCUAGUAACUCUGAAUUUGAGCCAUAAUCAAAUCUCUGGAGAAAUUCCAGAUGCAAUUGGCAAGUUACCUACAUUAAAUGUGUUGGACUUGUCAGAAAACAAGAUCUCCGGGCAAAUUCCACCACAAAUUGCACAGAUGAGGCCUACCAAUCUCAAUUUGUCCUCAAAUCUUUUGACAGGGAGGGUUCCAAGUGAGCUUGAAAACAUUGCUUAUGCUACAAGCUUCUUGAACAAUCCUGGUUUAUGUGCUGAUACUUCAGUGCUAGACCUUUCCUUGUGCAGGUCUAGCACUCGAAAAACAAAGACUAGUUCACCUUUAUCUCAUGCUAUGCUUGUGAAACUGCUGGUAGCAGCCUCCUUACUAGCUUUCUUGUCAGUACUCUUGUUGAUUGUAUUUUAUAGGAAAAGGCAGCGAGAAUUGCGAAAGUCGUGGAAACUCACUUCCUUUCAGAGACUGAGCUUCACGAAAUCAAACAUUGUGUCUUCAAUGACAGAAGAAAAUAUUGUAGGCCGGGGUGGAUAUGGUGCAGUAUACCGUGUUGCCAUCGAAGGUUUAGGCCAUGUUGCUGUGAAAAAGAUAAGGAACAGCAGGAAAUUAGAGCCGAAACUCGAGAGUUCAUUCCUUGCAGAGGUUGAAAUACUGAGCAAUAUUAGGCAUACCAAUAUUGUCAAGUUGCUAUGCUGCAUCUCAAGUGAGGAUUCUCUGCUCCUUGUCUAUGAGUAUCUUGAGAAUCACAGCCUUGACAGAUGGCUGCACAAGAAGAGUAAGUCACCAUCAGGACAUUAUGAUAUCCUUGAUUGGCCAAAGAGAUUGCAUAUAGCCAUUGGAGCUGCUCAAGGUUUGUGCUACAUGCACCAUGACUGCUUGCCCCCGGUUGUUCAUCGAGAUGUGAAGUCAAGUAACAUUCUGUUGGAUUCUGAUUUCAAUGCAAAAGUUGCUGAUUUUGGUCUGGCAAAGAUGUUGGUCGACCCGGAAGAUGUUGCGACCAUGUCCUCAGCCGUAGCCGGCACAUUCGGCUACAUUGCUCCAGAGUAUGCUCAAACAACAAGAGUCAAUGAGAAGAUAGAUGUCUAUAGUUUUGGAGUUAUCCUUUUGGAACUAACAACCGGAAGAGAAGCAAAUCAAGGAGAAGAUGAGUACUUGUCUCUGGCCGGAUGGGCGUCACAGCUUGUCGCUUUAGGAAGUAACAUAGAAGAUGUUCUGGAUGAAGAUGUUAAAGAACCAAGUAACUUGGAAGAAAUGUGCAGCAUCUUCGAACUCGGGGUCAAGUGCACUGCACCAUCGCCAGCUAGUAGACCUUCCAUGAAGGAGGUUCUAAAAACAUUGCAAAGCUUCAGUGGUCCAUUUGCCAAAGUAGAGAAGAAUGUUGGUUACUAUGAUGCUGCUCCCCUUCUUAAGCAUGAAAAAUGGGAAAAGCAGAUAUAUUGAUAGGUGGUAAUGAAUAAUGACAGCAAGGUAGAUAGGCAACCCAAUUUUGAGUACCCUCUCUAAAUAGUCUUCCCUCCAUUCUAUUUUAUCUGUCGCUGGAGAGUUUCACAGCGACAGAUAAAAGGGAACGGAAGGAAAAUGCAGAAAGGUUAAUAAAAUGUCUCCUAAAAAGGCUUGUUUUGAAGUCAACAUAAGUCAGUGAAGCUUAUAGGACAUCUACAUUAUGACUACAUGGAAGUGAGCAUGAAAUCAGCUCAAACAAGCAGUAGUUACAAGUAGGGGAUCACUAGUAGUAGAAAUGAUUACAUAGUUAUGUAGCUUCAUCUAAUUAGACAAACCUUGUUGCUUGUGUUUACUUGUAUAAAAUGAUGUCGGAUUUUCUUUCUA